Peromyscus eremicus (cactus mouse) is the source of this 1733-nucleotide messenger RNA. It is a transcript of the gene Actr6, whose product is annotated as actin related protein 6. NCBI's taxonomy places the organism in Eukaryota, Metazoa, Chordata, Mammalia, Rodentia, Cricetidae. The record is from RefSeq and is a predicted model, not a curated record. Gene Ontology annotation, cellular component: Swr1 complex. The transcript has 11 exons. Gene Ontology annotation, molecular function: nucleosome binding. Bases 93 to 1283 code for a protein of 396 amino acids.
CCCCUAUUCAACCAUAGAGUACCGGAAGAAGCCCGCGCAGAGGGGACCCAAGCGGGUAAAAGCCGCUGGGCUGCGGGGUGGUGGGUCCCGAAAUGACGACUUUAGUGCUGGAUAACGGAGCCUACAACGCCAAAAUCGGUUACAGCCAUGACAGUGUCUCGGUUAUUCCCAAUUGUCAGUUCAGAUCAAAAACAGCGCGUCUUAAAACCUUUACUGCUAACCAGAUUGAUGAAAUAAAAGACCCUUCAGGACUCUUUUACAUUCUUCCUUUUCAAAAGGGCUACUUGGUGAAUUGGGACGUCCAGCGACAAGUUUGGGAUUAUCUUUUUGGAAAAGAGAUGUAUCAGGUUGAUUUUUUAGAUACUAAUAUCAUUAUAACAGAACCGUAUUUUAACUUCACUUCAAUUCAAGAAUCAAUGAAUGAAAUUCUAUUUGAAGAAUAUCAGUUCCAAGCAGUAUUAAGAGUAAAUGCUGGUGCUCUCAGUGCACACAGAUACUUCCGAGAUAAUCCUUCUGAGUUAUGCUGCAUCAUUGUAGACAGUGGUUACUCCUUCACACACAUCGUUCCUUACUGUCGAAGUAAAAAGAAAAAGGAAGCAAUUAUUCGGAUAAACGUGGGUGGAAAACUCUUAACGAACCAUCUAAAAGAGAUCAUAUCCUACAGGCAGCUGCAUGUUAUGGAUGAAACUCACGUGAUUAAUCAAGUGAAAGAAGACGUUUGCUAUGUGUCUCAGGAUUUUUACAGAGACAUGGAUAUCGCAAAGCUAAAAGGAGAAGAUAAUACAGUGAUGAUUGACUAUGUUUUACCUGACUUCAGUACAAUUAAAAAGGGCUUUUGUAAGCCGAGAGAAGAGAUGGUGCUGAGCGGGAAGUACAAGUCUGGGGAACAGAUCCUUCGUCUUGCCAACGAGAGGUUUGCUGUUCCCGAGAUCCUCUUCAACCCUUCUGACAUCGGCAUUCAGGAGAUGGGGAUCCCAGAGGCGAUUGUCUAUUCAAUCCAGAACCUACCCGAAGAAAUGCAGCCACACUUCUUUAAGAACAUUGUCUUGACGGGAGGAAAUUCACUUUUCCCGGGAUUCAGAGAUCGGGUGUACUCAGAAGUCCGCUGUCUGACACCAACAGAUUAUGAUGUUUCUGUCGUGCUGCCUGAAAACCCUAUUACUUACUCCUGGGAAGGUGGAAAAUUGAUAUCAGAAAAUGAUGACUUUGAAGAUAUGGUGGUUACAAGAGAAGAUUAUGAAGAAAACGGACACAGUGUCUGUGAAGAGAAAUUUGAUAUUUAAGAAACAUUUCUGAGUGAAAGUCUUACGUUAAUUUCAAAGUUCCUUUUAAAGGAGGUUAUGGACUGUGUUACUUUUCAUCGUAAGAUAGUCUUCAACUUAUAUAAAUAUUCUGAGUCAUGGCUGAUGUUCACAUUACAGGUGUCUUAGGUAGGUGGUUAUUGUAUUAUAGUAAAGCGUGGUUCAGCCCACAUUUCAGUAGACUACUCCAACAGUGCUUACACUGUGUCUGAGAAUAGAUUGUUUGUCGUGAGAAAGUGAAGAGUGUUUCAUUCUUCAUCCUUGAAAACAGAUUUAAAUCUCUCACCAGCCAAUUUUGCCUAGAAGAUCCUUUGUAAAGUAGUUUUGACUGUGAUUGGCUGAAGUGAUUGCAGACUGGUAAGAUUCUGCUCUUAGAACUAAGUUGUUGUUGUUGUUUUUAAUAUUGACUGUGUGUGUGUGUGUGUGUGUGUG